AACAGAGACAAUUGGUUAUAUUAGGUGUCUCUCCCCAUCUUUCAGAUUCCUUCACCAUCUCUCUCUCUCUCGAUCUUGUGAACCACCACACACACUAACACAAUGAGAGAGAUCCUUCACAUUCAAGGUGGUCAAUGCGGAAACCAGAUUGGUUCCAAGUUCUGGGAAGUCAUCUGCGACGAGCACGGUAUCGAUUCCACCGGACGUUAUAGUGGAGACACUGCAGAUCUCCAGCUCGAACGUAUCAAUGUCUAUUACAAUGAAGCUUCAGGUGGAAGAUACGUUCCUCGUGCUGUUCUCAUGGAUCUUGAGCCUGGCACUAUGGAUAGUAUCAGAUCCGGACCGUUUGGUCAGAUCUUCCGUCCUGAUAACUUUGUCUUUGGUCAGUCUGGUGCUGGUAAUAAUUGGGCUAAAGGUCAUUAUACUGAAGGAGCUGAACUUAUUGAUGCUGUUCUUGAUGUUGUUCGUAAAGAAGCUGAGAACUGCGAUUGCCUUCAAGGGUUUCAGGUGUGCCACUCUUUGGGAGGAGGCACAGGUUCAGGAAUGGGAACUCUAUUGAUAUCAAAGAUCCGAGAGGAGUAUCCAGACAGAAUGAUGCUCACUUUCUCUGUUUUCCCAUCUCCUAAAGUCUCUGACACCGUCGUUGAGCCUUACAAUGCAACUCUCUCUGUACACCAGCUUGUAGAGAACGCUGAUGAAUGCAUGGUCCUCGACAAUGAAGCUCUCUACGACAUCUGCUUCCGCACCCUCAAACUCAGUACUCCUAGCUUUGGAGACUUGAACCAUUUGAUCUCCGCAACAAUGAGUGGUGUGACUUGCUCCUUAAGGUUCCCGGGACAGCUAAACUCUGACCUCAGGAAACUCGCGGUGAACCUAAUCCCAUUCCCUCGUCUCCAUUUCUUCAUGGUGGGUUUCGCGCCGCUAACUUCCCGUGGCUCACAACAAUACAUCUCACUCACAGUCCCUGAGCUGACUCAACAAAUGUGGGACUCCAAAAACAUGAUGUGUGCAGCUGAUCCACGUCACGGACGUUACCUCACAGCAUCUGCUAUUUUCAGAGGACAGAUGAGCACAAAAGAAGUCGAUGAGCAAAUCCUAAACAUACAGAACAAGAACUCUUCUUACUUCGUUGAGUGGAUCCCAAACAAUGUGAAAUCAAGCGUUUGUGAUAUCCCACCAAAGGGACUCAAAAUGGCAGCGACAUUUGUCGGUAACUCGACGUCGAUCCAAGAAAUGUUCAGGAGAGUGAGUGAACAAUUCACGGCUAUGUUUAGGCGUAAAGCGUUUCUGCAUUGGUACACAGGAGAAGGAAUGGAUGAAAUGGAGUUUACGGAAGCUGAGAGCAAUAUGAAUGAUUUGGUUGCUGAAUACCAACAGUACCAAGAUGCUACUGCUGAUGAGGAAGGAAUGAAGCAUUCCAAUGAUCCGUUUGAAGCAGUACCUGUUGAAGAAGAUGAGAGAGCUGUGAAGAGAUGUAAAACGUCCGUUGUUGAGCUCACCAAAAACACAACUGGUGCUGAUCCUGUGAAGAUGGCUAACAAGAUGCAGACCAUUUUAUCACAAUUCACAGAGGAUCAAAUGAGCAGAUAUGAAUCUUUCAGGAGAUCUGCUUUUAAAAAAUCAGACAUGGAGAAGUUAGUACAGAGAAUCACAGGGGGUCCGAAGAUCGACGACACUAUGAAUAUCGUUGUGCGUGGUAUCACAAAGAUGUUUGUUGGUGACCUUGUGGAAACAGCUCGAGUUGUUAUGAGGGAAAGGAAUGAAUCAGGACCUAUUAGACCUUGUCAUAUCAGAGAGUCCUAUCGAAGACUAAAGCUCCAAGGAAAAGUGCCUCAAAGAUCAGUUCAACGGCUUUUCCGCUAGGCAGAAUGACGAUAUUACAAAGUAGUGACUUGGAUAAAGAGUAACCAUCAUG
Messenger RNA from Arabidopsis arenosa, 1915 nucleotides. NCBI's taxonomy places the organism in Eukaryota, Viridiplantae, Streptophyta, Magnoliopsida, Brassicales, Brassicaceae. The record is from the annotation of a GenBank genome assembly.